Messenger RNA from Galleria mellonella (greater wax moth), 2245 nucleotides. It is a transcript of the gene IFT54, whose product is annotated as TRAF3-interacting protein 1. Gene Ontology annotation, cellular component: ciliary basal body; intraciliary transport particle B; axoneme. The record is from RefSeq and is a predicted model, not a curated record. Gene Ontology annotation, molecular function: microtubule binding. Gene Ontology annotation, biological process: intraciliary transport; cilium assembly; regulation of microtubule cytoskeleton organization. Bases 304 to 2193 code for a protein of 629 amino acids. The transcript has 6 exons. Lineage: Eukaryota; Metazoa; Arthropoda; Insecta; Lepidoptera; Pyralidae.
CUGUUAAUUUAUUAUGGGUGAAAAAAUACUAAGUCGUUUUUGAAUUUUUGAAUUCAUGUAAUUUCUGUCCUAAAGUGUUCAACCAGAGUAAAGUGUUAUACGUACCACUAACAAUUUUGCCUUCACUUAGUAUUAUUUUAUACUAAUUAAUUUGAACUAGCCUGUAAGGGGCAGGGGGGACAAAUAAAUCAUUUGUCGUCGUUGUCAUAGUAACAUUUACAUCUAAACAAUGACGACUUGUCACAUCGAUUGCAGUUAUUAAAUAACACCUAACAUUUUCUAUAGAAUUUAAAAGUAUGUACCAUGGAAAAAGAGUUGGCACCAGAUGUUAUAAAAGCUACACAAACAGCACUGGGCAAAUAUGUGAAACGGCCGCCUCUAAGUGAGAAACUAUUGAAAAAACCACCAUUCAGAUUCUUGCACGACAUUGUGACAACUGUACUGAAAACUACAGGAUUUUUUGAAGGAUUAUUCGAGGAGGAAGAAUUGAUAUCUGACAAUGUUAAAGAGAGGGAAAAUAAAAUACAAUUUCUUAAUAAAGUAAUUUAUGUCGUUGGUGCAACAACAGGAAAGACGUUAUCAGUAAAGCCGUCUAAAAUUGUUGCCGGUCAGGAAGCAGAGAAAACAAAUGAUCUACUUCAAUGCCUUGCAUUGGCUUUAGAUAAAAAACUUACAUCUGAUGAAGCUGUAAAAAAAUAUAAAGAUGAGAAAAAACCUGUUCAUGCGAACGAGAAAAAAUCUAAAGAAAUUGUAAAAUCAAAUAAAAAAAAUAAUGAUACAAAAAAAAUUACGUCAAAAAGCACAGAAAAAUUAACAUCCAAUAAAAGAGACACAAGCAUACGAACAACAAAUAAAAAUGAAAACGAUAAAAGUAAUUCUAGUAAAACAAAACAGAAAGAAAAUACAAUAAUUAAAAAUGAAUCACAGUCUAAAAGAAAUACACAAUCUAAAGUCGUAACAAAGAAACCAUCACAAGAAAAAAACAUCAAUUAUGGAGCGGAUAAAAAACUACUUGAUGAGCAAAAGGAUAAACCAACCACAAAUGAUAUACAAAUUAAUAACGAAAAUUUAGAAAAAAUAAGUACUGAUAAUUUGGAAACAGAUAUUAAUGUUACAGAAGAAGAUCAACAAAAUUCUGUCGUAAAUCUGUCAAUUAAUGAAUAUCAACAAAAACUUGAUGACCUACAUGCAAUUGACAAUCAACUAAAUUCAUCUUUGUCUUCUCAAGAUUUGAUGGAAAUUGAAAAGAAUAAGAUCGACGAAAGUAAAACAUUCAAAAAUGAGGAGGAGGUGGAAUAUAAAGGUAUUGAAGACCAGAAAUUGAUGACGAUAGAUGUAAAUAAAAUUAACAGUGAUAAUGAAUUAGAACAUAAAACAAAUAAGAAUGACAUAAAUAAACAAUUAUCUAGGAAUAAUAGCAGCGAAAAGAACGGUGAUGAAACUACAUCAAUAGAAAACAAAAAUAAUGUCCAAGAUCCUGUUAAACAAUCUCCUGUUAAAAACGAUAAUGCUGCUAGGCCAUUAAGUAUGCGUCCAUCUUCAUCACGUCCUGGAGCACCACGAUUAAGAGAUAAACAUGAAAACAUAACAACUGAACCCGAAAAUUUGAUAGUUGGUAAAGUAAAUAUCAUAGCUGAAAAUGCACCCAUAGAAGAGGAAGAAGAUACAAACGUAGUUAUUCUUGAACAAGAAACAAUGUCUUCGUCAACCACGCAAGAUGAUCAAGAUCCGCUUCAUGUAUCACCAGAUCAACACGGUCAUUUAGUGCAACAAAUUUUAGAAUCUCAAAAGGAAUUUUCACAAAUUAGUGGCAAAACUGAAAUCGAAUGGCAAUUUGGUGCCCAAAAAGCAAGAGAAGCAGUAAAUAAAGAAAUAGAACAACUCAGAUAUAAUGUUCAAGCUCUUUCACGUGUGACCAAUCCAUUGGGUAAAAUACUGGAUCACGUUCAGGAAGAUGUAGAAGUCAUGCGUCAGGAACUUCAACAAUGGACCAAAAUUUAUGAAGAAACAUCUAAGCAAUUAUCAAAACAAAAACUAUUGAACGAGGAAUCGUUAUUACCAAUGCAUACGAAAGUUAAACAGUUGGAUUUUGACAUACAGGAAAAACAUGACAAAAUAAACAAUCUCAAAGUCGUAAUACACAAAAACUCAAUUAGAAUCGAGAAGUUGUUAGCAAGUGGGAAUGUGCAAUAAUUUUAUAAACAAUUAAUUUUUAGUAGAUAAAUAAAAAUGAUUUGUUUACAUC